CCGGUCAUCCUCUCAACUCUGACUGUUCAGUAGCAUGCAGCAUUUGAACGGAGGCAGCCGGGAGGCGACAAGUAACCGGCCAGAAAUGACUUAACAAUACAUAUGAGGAGGAAACCGACGAUUUGAAAACCAGGAUUUUAAACCUCUGGAUUUUUUUUUUUCCCGAAGUGGAUAUUUUCUUGUAUUCAGUCAUUAAUGUUUGACUACCCUCUGUUUUGCUAGUAACCGUCAAUUUCUCAGAGUAAGCCGACAGGAUAAAACCAUUACAUUCCCUGGCACAGGUCUCAUGUUGUCUGUCUUUACGCUCAUUUUUUUUUAAACAAAAAGAUGUAAUUCCUUCUCUUUCCCAUGAGGUAGCCAAGCCCCGUCGUUGGCAUCUCAAACAGCUGGGUCGUGUCGAGAAAAUUGUGGAUUAACGUUUUUUUUCCCCCUCAAGAAACCUCCCCAGACAUGUUUCAGUGGCCUUUAGCCAAAAUGAGCGUCGAUUUAAUUGAAUCAACUACAUGAUCGGAGUCUAAAUAAACACACAUUUCUCUCCCAGGGAGUGCACAUUUUUUUUCUCUUCCAUAUCUGCUGAAAUAAACGGCGCCAGUUGCCCUGGAAAAAUAUGGAAAGCGAGGUUUUCACCCCUUUGCUGGAGCAGUUUAUGCUCACGCCUCUGGUCUGCUGGGUGAAGACUGUCGGGCAGCUGGCAGUGACCGAUGGCACCAAACUAUCGGAAUAUAUUGAAUUAGUGGACGGGAUUUACCUGAACGAGAUAAUGCUUGAGAUAAAUCCCAAGGCCACAGUGCAGAGGACCAACAAGAAAGUGAACAAUGACCCCACACUGCGCAUCCAGAACCUCUCCAUUCUCAUCAGGCAGAUUAAAGCCUACUAUCAGGAGAAUCUCCAGCAACUGGUCAUGAUGCCUUUACCAAACGUUCUGGUACUGGGCCGGAACCCUCUGUCUGAGCAAGGUCUGGAGGAGAUGAAGAAACUGUUGCUGCUACUACUAGGCUGUGCUGUUCAGUGCGAGAAAAAGGAAGAGUACAUUGAGCGUAUCCAGACUCUGGACUUUGACAGCAAAGCUGCCAUAGCAUCCCACAUUCAAGAGGUGACUCAUAACCAGGAGAAUGUAGUGGACCUGCAGUGGUUGGAAAGUGGAGAAAUGCCACCUGAAGAUCUGGACAGCCUCUCCAGAAACCUGGCUUUCCACCUCAAACGCCUGGUGGAUGAAAGGGACAUACAGCUGGAGACUAUAGUGGAGUUAACCCAGGAGAGAGACUGUGUGCAGUUGUCUCCACUGGCUCCCUGUCCAACACAGUCUCCUGGCGACUCCCCCAGCAUGAGAAGGACCGAAAGCAGACAACAUCUCUCCGUGGAGCUGGCUGAUGCCAAGGCUAAGAUCAGACGCCUGCGACAAGAACUAGAGGAGAAGAGUGAGCAGCUUUUGGACACCAGACAGGAGCUUGAGAACAUGGAGGUGGAGCUCAAGAGACUUCAGCAAGAGAGCUACCAGCUGUUGUCGGAUGCCCGGUCGGCUCGGGCCUACCGUGACGAGCUGGACGCACUCAGAGAGAAAGCGAUCCGUGUCGACAAACUGGAGAGCGAGCUGAGCCGAUACAAGGAGAGACUUCACGACAUUGAGUUUUACAAGGCCAGAGUCGAGGAGCUGAAGGAGGACAAUCAAGUCCUGCUAGAGACUAAGACCAUGCUGGAGGAACAGCUGGAUGCGAGCAGGACCCGAUCUGACAAACUGCACCUCCUGGAGAAAGAGAAUCUGCAGCUCAAAUCCAAGAUCCAUGACCUGGAAAUGGAGCGGGACUUGGACCGUAAGCGUAUGGAGGAGCUGUUGGAAGAGAACCUUGUGCUUGAAAUGGCCCAGAAACAGAGCAUGGAUGAGUCUCUGCACCUGGGCUGGGAGCUGGAGCAACUAGCCAAGACACCAGAGCUGACUGAAACUCCUCAGAAGUCUCUGGGUGAGGAGGUGAAUGAGUUGACCUCCAGCCGUCUGUUGAAGCUGGAGAAAGACAACCAGACCCUGCUGAAGACUGUGGAGGAGCUCAGAGGAGCAGCCGGUCAGGACACUGUGGCAAAACUGGCUAAACUCACCCAAGAAAACCAGAAACUGAACCAGAAAUUUGAGCAUCUGCAGAGUGAGCUGACAGCAGACAGAGAGUCUCUACGCAGUGCUGAGUCACUCAGCACUGACCUGAUGAAGGAGAAAGCUUUACUGGAGAAGACUCUUGAAACACUCAGAGAAAACUCCGAGAGACAGAUGAAGGGUCUAGAGCAGGAAAAUAAGCAUCUGAGCCAGACAGUGUCGUCUCUGCGUCAGCGCUGCCAGGUGGGUGCCGAGGCCCGGGUCAAGGAUGUGGAGAAGGAGAAUCGUGUUCUCCACGAGUCCAUCUGCGAAACGACUGCCAAACUCAAUAAGAUGGAGUUUGAAAGGAAACAACUACGUAAGGAACUUGAGGUGAUGAAGGAGAAAGGUGAGAGAGCAGAGGAGCUGGAGAUUCAGAUGCAGAAGCUGGAAAGGGAUAACGAGAGCCUGCAGAAAAAGGUCGCCAGUCUUGGAAUCACGUGUGAAAAGGUGUCUUCUUUGGAGAAGGAGAACACGGAGCUGGAGGCAGAGGGCCGUCGUCUGAAGAAGAAGCUGGAUGCUCUAAAGAACAUGGCCUUCCAGCUGGAGGCUCUGGAAAAGGAGAACUCCCAGCUAGAGCAGGAGAACCUGGAGCUUCGGCGCUCGGCCGAGAGCCUCCGGUCGGCGGGGGCCAAGGCCGCUCAGCUCGAAGCCGAGAACAGGGAGCUGGAGAGCGAGAGGAGCCAGUUGAAGCGCAGCCUGGAACUGCUCAAGGCCUCAUCCAAGAAGACAGAGAGAUUAGAGGUGAGUUACCAGGGCCUAGAUACAGAGAACCAGCGUCUGCAGAAGGCUUUAGAGAACAGCAGCAAGAAGAUCCAGCAGUUGGAGGCAGAACUGCAAGAGGUGGAGACUGAGAAUCAAACUCUCCAACGCAACCUGGAGGAGCUCAAGAUCUCUAGCAAACGCCUGGAGCAGCUAGAGCAGGAGAACAAGACUCUGGAGCAGGAAAGCUCCCAGCUGGAGAAAGACAAGAAACUUCUGGAGAAGGAAAACAAGCGGCUAAGGCAGCAGGCCGAGAUCCGUGACUCCAAGCUGGAUGACAACAACCAGCGGAUCUCCUCAUUGGAGAAAGAGAAUCGAACCAUGGGCAAGGAGAUGAUCUUCUUCAGGGACUCCUGCACAAGGGUCAAAGACCUGGAGCGAGAGAACAAGGAGCUGGUCAAACAGGCCACCAUUGAUAAGAAGACCCUGAUUACACUCAGAGAGGAGCUUGUGAGUGAGAAGCUAAAGACUCAGCAGAUGAAUAACGAUCUGGAGAAACUGACCCAUGAGCUGGAGAAAAUUGGACUGAACAAGGAAAGGCUGCUGCUUGACGAGGGCUCAGAUGACAGGUUUAAGCUCCUGGAAACCAAACUGGAGUCAACUCUGAAAUCAUCUCUGGAGAUUAAAGAGGAGAAGAUUGCUGCCCUAGAGGCCAGACUGCAGGAGUCCUCGAACCUCAACCAGCAACUUCGCCAGGAACUCAAGACAGUGAAGAAAAACUAUGAAGCGCUGCGUCAGAGGGAGGAGGAGGAGAGGAUGGUGCAGAGCUCGCCCCCUAGAGGAGGGGAGGACCCUCAGUCUGUCAGUAAAUGGGAGAAGGAGAGCCAUGAAACCACCAGGGAACUGCUGAAAGUCAAAGACAGACUCAUUGAGGUGGAGAGGAAUAAUGCCACACUGCAGGCUGAGAAGGCAGCCCUGAGGAGCCAGCUCAAACAACUGGAAACUCAGAGCUCCAACCUGCAGGCUCAGAUAGUGGCCCUGCAGAGACAGACCGCCUCCUUACAGGAGAACAAUACAACACUGCAGACACAGAAUGCCAAGCUGCAGGUGGAGAACUCUACACUGAGCUCGCAGAGUGCAGCCCUCAUGGCCCAGAACGCCCAGCUGCAGAGUCAGCAGAGCAGCGUAGAAGGCGAGCGCGAGGGGGCGCUGAAGGAGAAAGAAGAGCUGAGGGCCACCUAUGAGCUGCUUCUCCGUGAUCACGAGAAGCUUGCGGCGCUCCAUGAGCGGCAGGCGGCUGAGUACGAGGCCCUGAUUGGAAAGCACGGCGGCCUGAAGAGCUCCCACAAGAGCCUGGAGCAGCAGCACAGGGACUUGGAGGACAAGUACAAGCAGCUCCUGCAGAGGAAGGGGGACCUGGAGGAGCUGGAGAAAAAUCUGAAGGAGCAGCAGGAAAAGAUGGCACUGGAGAACCAAACACACCAAGCCACAGCUGACCAGUGCAAACUGCUCAAAGAAGAAAAUGAUAGACUUAAUACUACCUAUCGUCAGCUGGUGAGGGACAAUGAGAAUCUCCAGCUGGACCAUAAGAACAUGAAGAGCCAGUUAAACAGCGCCAAGCUGGAGCAGACCAAACUGGAGGCUGAGUUCUCUAAACUGAAGGAGCAGUACCAACAGCUGGACAUUACCUCCACCAAACUCACCAACCAGUGUGAAUUGUUGAGCCAGCUGAAAGGAAACCUGGAGGAGGAGAAUCGUCACCUGUUGGACCAGAUCCAGACUCUGAUGCUACAGAAUCGCACGCUGCUGGAGCAGACCAUGGAGAGCAAAGAUCUGUUCCACGUAGAACAAAGACAAUACAUAGACAAGCUAAAUGAGCUGAGGAGACAGAAGGAGAAGCUAGAGGAGAAGAUCAUGGACCAGUACAAGUUUUACGACCCCUCACCUCCACGCAGGCGUGGCAACUGGAUCACUCUGAAGAUGAGGAAGCUGAUCAAGCCAAAAAGCCGAGAGAGGAUGCGUUCUCUCACGCUGACUCCAUCUCGCUCGGAGUCUGGCGACGGCUUUCUGACCUUUCCCCAGGAUAGCCAGGACAGCUCGUCCAUUGGCUCUGGCUCCAACUCGCUGGACGACGCACUCCAACAUAAGAGGAGCUCCAGGAGGAGAGGGCAGCAGUCCCAUGCCCAAGGGCAGGGUUCUUCCAAUGCUAUAAAAAGGUUGCCUUUCAUGAGGAACAGAUCCAAGGACAAAGACAAGGCCAAGGCCAUCUACCGGCGCUCCAUGUCCAUGAAUGACCUGCUGCAGACUAUGGCAGUGGCAGGCGGUCCAGGGGCUCAGUGGGCUGGCAGCUCCGAGAACCUAGACGGCGCUGAGGGCGGAGACGCCGGCAUGACAGGCAGAAGCAGGCGCGGCGGGCAACGCAUGAAGGAGCUCGCCUUUUCCACCAACGCCAUCGACUGUGCCGCCCUCACCCUGCCCUCUGCAGGGCACAGCAGGGCCAAGCUCCGGCUUCAAGUUAAAGAUAAUGUCUCCUGUGAGGAUGUUGCCGGCUCCUCAGAUGACCCCAAGAGUCAAGCCACCAGACCCUCCAGUCUCCAUAGCAACAGGACCACCAGUAGUAAUAGUAACAAUAACUCCCACCUCACUUCUCCUCUGGAGGGCAAAGGCACACUGAACGGCAGCCUCAGCCGACCUCACAGUGAGAGCAGCGGCGAGUUCAGCCUGAGCUUGGACCAGGACGUGUGGUCCAGCAGUGGCAGCAGCCCCGUCCAGCAGCCCACCUCCUCGCGCUCCUCCCACCAGAGCCCCCUGCAGCUGCGCAGGUCGCUCGACCCAUCCAGCGCCACGGGCAGCCCCGGCCAGACCCAGAUCAGGAAGACAGGAUCCCCAGGCAGCGAGGUACUUUCCCUGCAGCAGUUCCUGGAUGAGGGUAUUGAUCCUGCAGAGUCUGGCAGUCAGGAGAACCUCACUGUAGAUUCUCCUCGCCUCUCCACUUCCUCUGACCAUGUGCAGAAAGAGCGCACUUCCACAAAGGGCCGGGGCAUAUUACGCUCUUCCAGCGGGAAGGCAGCGCCGGUGAGCUCCGACCGCCCGCCGAGAUCCUCGGGACAACCAGGUCGCCCAACCCUGCGGAAGGCGGAGAGCACCCGCGUGAAAGGCUCCGUCCCCAUCCGCUCCAGCCUGUCCUCACAGGGCAAGGCCACGUCCGUCUCGGAACGCCUGGACUCCGCUUCCUCCACGCUGCCCCGAGCCAGCAGCGUCAUCUCCACGGCCGAGGGCACCACGCGGCGCACCAGCAUCCACGACCUGCUCUCCAAGGACAACCGGCAGCCUGUGUCGGUCGACGUCUCUCCUCCCGUCGCCUCCACCAAGGCUGGGGUGCGCUCCCAGCCUACACCCAGUGAGUACCACCCCAUCAGCACCAACCUAAAAGGAUCCCUUAUCACCACCACCACCACUCCUCUGCCCAAGUCACUCAGCUUACCUUGCCAUAGCUCGGAGGAUCCUGACCUCUCCACCCUCGAGUCUUUCCUCGGCCCUUCCUUCACUGUAGACUCAGUGUUCAUGGACUCCAUCUUUAGUGAGUCAGCAGGCAAAAACCUCCCCUUCCUGUCUCUAAACCCCACCCUAGUCAGCAAUAUCAGUGGUCCACCUGUAACAAAUAAAACCUCACCUGUCCCACCUGUCGCAAACCACAUUUCCACCCAAAACCAGACCCCUCACAGCCAAUCAAACGGCCAGAUGAGGUCCAGCCCAGCCAGUCUGAAAGAGUAUAGGGAGGGCGUUGACCCCAAUCUUGUGAAUAAUCCAGACCAGUCACUGAGCCCAGAGGACAACCAGUCUCUGUGGUACGAGUAUGGGUGUGUGUGAAUGACAGGGAGGUUCUGGCUUGCUGAUCUUUAUACCAGACUUGACUUAGAGUGGAGAAUGAAAGGAUGGAUAAAUGACAAAUCCUCCUCCUCCUGCAUGAAUUUAUCAGAGCACUGUCUAUCUCUGUGUGGUGUAUUGGUUUCAUGCUUUUCUGUUUGCCAUGGUGCUGAUUGGUGAUUUGCUGUUUUGUUUAUCUUAUUUUUAUUUUUAUUUUGUCACUUCCUGUUCUGACCUUUUUUCUGUCCUGUUCUGUUCUCUAUGGUUGGACUUUGAUGAAUGUUCUUCCGUCCAACAGGCCUUUACCAUAUUAUUGUUUCCUCAUCAAAUCUGUUUCAUUAGCUAACACUAUACUAUUAUCUGCUGUAGCGGGUUUACACAUCACAGUUAAGGCUUAGUAUCUGGACAAAUGUUUGAGUUUCAGCCAUAAAGAGCACCAGAAAUAGCUGUUUCUGGAUAAGGAGCAAAGCAUUGUGGGACAGAUCUCAUGCUAGCAAUUUAUUUCAAUAUGUCAGAUAAUAGAUUCACUUGUCACUACUUGUUUAUCAUUGUGUUGCAGUGUAUGGGAGCGCGUCUUUCUCACUGCUCUUAACUCAGUUGCAUUAUCCACUAAAUUGCAUGGCUUUAUUCUGUCUGACCUGAAACGCUCAUUUUGAUUACUGUGAUCAAAAUGUUUAUGUUUAUCCUCUUUUUGUUUUCUAUUGACGGUUUGUAUUGUGUUUGUUUGUACAUUUGACCCCCUUUUUCUGUAUUUUUUUUUUUUUUUUUAACAUAUAUUAACUGGAGCAUUUGCUCUGUGGAUGAUGGGUUUUGACCUGGCGGACUUCUUGGGCUGGUGACAAAAUGAUGAAGCUUCAUUCCCAGAAUGAUCUGAAGGGAGGAUUUAGUUGGUUAAGUGAAAGUUGACAGUGAAGGUAGAGGAAUAUGACCAGAGUGAUUAUUACAUUUUAGUUGUAGGCAGUUUCUGAUGGACUUAUUGAAACAGGGAGUCAUUACAGUAAGUUGAGAGUAGUCUGCAGUGGUCAGAUUGUUUUGUGAAUGAAGCUAACAUCAUUUCUUUUGGUAUCUUGAAACUUUUAUUUACCCAUCCCUGACAUGCCACAACUUGAGAAUGGUUAAUAUUUGAUAAUGUAUUUAGACUGACAAGAUCUUGUACAGAUUGUUGUAAUCAUUAAGUUAUAAUCAAAGACGAGCACUGUUUUAUGUGCCAAUACUAGUAGAACCGUCUGCAUCUAGAUCCUUAUUUAUUUCUGCUUUUGUACUCUGUAGUCACAGUUUUGAAGUUGCUUUAUUGUAUUUAUCCUGAUCUACAGUAUAUGCAGGUAUAAAGUAGGUGGAAAUUAUGAAAAUGUUCUUGUCACUGUCUACAGAUGUAACAUAAACAUUGCCUUUGUCCUACAGAUGAGGAGGGCAGAAAGUCAAAAAGCAGGAGUGGGGAGCCGCAGCAAAGCUGCUAAACCCCUCCCUUCCCUUCACCCUCGUCUGUCUGCUACCAUGCUGUGAGCGCGUGGUGAGUGAGUGCUGCUCGAGCGGGAGGAAUAUAUGGGGUGGGAUGGUGGAGGUGGUGGAGGGAGGGUGGGAGUUUUUUCUUGUCUCCAUGGGAACCUAAAACAUGGUGUAACAGAUGUCGCCCAUCCUGCCGUGCGCUUGCCUCCCCUGCUUCUCUAAGCUGUUACCCCAAAGCACCCCCACCCCAGACCCACCCCAACCCCCUUCCCCUCACUGUCCUGUCCGUUGCCUCACUGUCCCUGUGGUGCUAAACGCCUGUUCACAGAACCUGAUGGGACCUGGGUCUGCAUGGCAUAUGGGCCAUUUUACCAUGUUGUGUCCCCAAGUCCCCCCACAGCAAGAGGAGCUCACUGUGUCCCUCCUCCUCCUCCUCCUUCCGUGAUGCUUUUUGUGUUUUGGGUAAAGGUGACUGCUGAGUGUCCUGCUGGAGGAAAAAAAGUAGGCCCUUUACUGUUUUCAGGCUGCUCAUUGUUGCUGCAUGGCUUUGGUGUAGCGCUGAAAUCCUUCCCCUCUUCUCCUUUCCUCGACAAUGCAUGUAGAUCCAGGCCGGCUGCUGUCUCCUCUUGUGCUUCACUGACUGUCUUUACUGAUACAAUUUCUGACUUAAACUUUCUUCUUUCUCUGUUUUUUACUUUGUCUUCCUUUGUGUUCUGUCUUCUUUCUCCUUAGCUUCCUUAUUUUUCUAACCUGUCUCCUUUUCUUUCUUUUCUUACUCUUUCCACUCCUCUUUGCUUGCCUGGGACUCAGAGAGAAAGGUGGCCUUGGAGAUGUGUGUCUGAAGCCUAGUAGAGUUAAUCUGCUGAGACCGUCUGCAGUGAGAAAAGAUUGUAUAUCCCAGUUUCCUUUUUCUUCCCCCCCCCUUUUUUUUUGUUGUUGUUUUUUUUUUAAACCCAGAACACUUCAGUAGAGAAAAGUGGCUUCCUUCUCUGUUUUGUUUUUCUUCCUUGAAUCAAGGAAACGAAAAAAAUACUAAAAAAUGUUGCGGUGAGAGUUUUUUUUUCUAUAAAGACUGCUGUGGCAGAUUGCACUGCCAUGUGUCCUUCAGUGUGUCGGACUCCUAGAUGUGCACUAGUCUCCACGGACUAAGAUUGAAGUGCCAAUGUUCACACAGCAGCCAAAAGGGCGAUCUCAAACCAGACUGAUGACUCCGUUUUGGACCCUUUGUGCAAAAUCGUCAGCCGCACCUUCCUCUGCCCGAUGCCACGAUCACAAGAAAACAAGUGUUUUUGUAAACGGGCAGCAUGCACAAGCAAAGACGAAACAUUUUCAAAGCAUGUCCGCACAAACGUUUCCGACUCAACCUACUGUCAGACCGAAGAAUCACAAUCUGCAUGGAGCAAUCAAUCAGCCAAUCACCCCAACUUCCUUUGCCCGAUUAAAGAGGACGGACAGUGUUAAGUGGGGAUUUUAAUUGCCAGGAUGCCAAAAGGACUUGGACUGGAAGCCAUUGCAGCUGUGUGAUUGGCAUUUGCCAAUCAAGAGUGAAGGUUGUGUGAUCUGGGAGAGAGAGAAAGAGAGAGAGAGAGAGAGAGUCAUCUUGGGAGCGUUACAGGUCACCUAUGUGACAGUUGACAGCCAUGGCUUAUGUCACCGCAGAGAAACAAACCCUACGCGCUCGCCAUCUUCGCUUAAAUUAUAUAUCAUCGUACAGCAGGUCAUUGACCAAAUCACAUGAAAGCAUCUCAUUUACAGUUACCUGUCCUGCUCUGAGACGGAAAAUAAGACCAUAAAAGUACACUGACACUUCAUUAAUAUCACAGUAUUGUGUAUCUACUUUCUGAGAAGGCGCUCACUGUUUAUAAAUCUGACUGAAGUAUAGGUGACCUGCAACUUGCCCGGUAAAAUACAGAACGUUCACAUUUCUGUUGCUGUGAUGUUGAACAUGAUGAUGAUGAUGAGACCCAGUGUUUUCCUCCUUUUCCACUUUUACAUAAAUCCAUUUGAUGUAAUUAAAACUCAUCAAGACUA
This is a messenger RNA of Lates calcarifer (barramundi perch), 10168 nucleotides long. RefSeq names its product girdin. The record is from RefSeq and is a predicted model, not a curated record. Gene Ontology annotation, molecular function: microtubule binding; dynein light intermediate chain binding. Gene Ontology annotation, cellular component: centrosome; cytoplasm. NCBI's taxonomy places the organism in Eukaryota, Metazoa, Chordata, Actinopteri, Centropomidae. Gene Ontology annotation, biological process: cytoskeleton-dependent intracellular transport; cytoplasmic microtubule organization.